Molecule: messenger RNA, 1942 nt
Organism: Lactuca sativa (garden lettuce)
Lineage: Eukaryota; Viridiplantae; Streptophyta; Magnoliopsida; Asterales; Asteraceae
Product: aspartic proteinase 36
Biological process (GO): proteolysis
Molecular function (GO): aspartic-type endopeptidase activity
Source: RefSeq, a predicted model, not a curated record
UUACACAUUCCAGUCUCUCUCUCUCUCUCUCUCUCUCUCUCUCUCUCUCUCUCUCUCUAUACAGGAAUGCUGUAAGUAAACGCUGUUCUAAUUCGAUUCAAGUAAACGCCCAUAAAAUUUCUACAUAUACUGAUCUAUAUGGUUAUCGUUGCAUAAGAAAUUUUCAAAAAGGAAGCAUUUGGAGUUAAUUCAUUAUAAAAAUGCCGGUGAAAACUGGCGUUGUGCUAUUGAUCGUCUUGUUGGUGGCGGGUACGGUUGCUUCGGUGGCGUAUGGUGGCGGAGGUGACUAUUCGACGACGGUUCUAACUUUGGUGAGGGCUUUUCCGGCGAACAAGACGGUUGAGCUGGAAAUCCUCAAGGCACGUGACCGUGUCAGACACGCUCGAAUCCUGCAAGGCUUUGCCGGCGGCGUUGUCGACUUCACCGUCUCCGGUACCUCUGAUCCUUACUACGGCGGGUUGUACUUCACAAAAGUGAAAUUAGGGUCUCCACCAAGAGAAUUCAAUGUGCAGAUUGAUACCGGAAGUGACAUCUUAUGGGUCACCUGCAGUUCUUGCAUUGAUUGUCCGGAAUUGAGUGGAUUUGGUAUUCCCCUCAAUUUCUUCGAUUCUACAACCUCUUCAACUGCUUCUCUGGUGUCAUGUUCAGACUCCAUAUGUUCUUCCAAUUUCAAAACUGCCGAUACAUCAUGUUCAGAUCAAACCGAUCAAUGUGGUUACCAGUUUCAUUAUGCAGACGAUAGCGGGACAUCUGGUCAUUACGUUACAGAUUUUCUACAUUUUGACACAGUUGUGGACCCUUCCACCAUUACCAAUUCAUCAGCUUCUAUUACAUUUGGGUGUAGUACGUAUCAAUCUGGUGGCUUAACGAAAUCAGAUAAAGCAAUGGAUGGGAUUUUUGGAUUUGGGCAACACGAUCUAUCUGUUGUAUCACAAUUAUCUGCUCAAGGAAUUACACCAAAAGUAUUCUCCCAUUGCUUACGUGGAGAUGGAGCUGGUGGGGGCAAACUUGUUCUUGGUGAGAUUUUGGCUCCGACCAUGGUUUAUAGUCCCCUUGUCCCAUCACAGCCUCAUUAUAAUCUUGAUCUUCAAAGUAUUGUGGUUGGUGAGCAGUUAUUGGCUAUUGACCCUACGGUUUUUGUGACAUCUGACAAUCAAGGAACCAUUGUUGAUACCGGAACAACAUUGACAUAUCUUGUCCCACAAGCAUUUGAUCCUUUUGUGGAUGCGAUUACGGCUGUUGUGUCAGAAUUAGCAACUCCGGUCCUUUUAAAUGGAGGCCAAUGUUAUUUAAUGGCGUCGAGUACAACCGAGAUAUUUCCCAAGGUUUCAUUAAACUUUGCAGGCAGUGCAUCCAUGAUUCUAAAACCUGAAAACUACCUUGUGCCAGGAGACCCUAUUGAUGGUGGUAUUCCACAAUGCAUUGCCUUUCAAAAAGCGAGCAAUGGGAUAACUGUUCUUGGAGAUCUUGUUCUAAAAGAUAAGAUCUUUGUUUAUGAUUUAUCAAGGAAUCGAAUUGGAUGGACGGAUUACGACUGUUCGGCUGAUGUAAAUGUCUCAAUAAAGUCCAACAAGAACGAGUACAUGAAUGCAGCACAGUGGAGUGCGGGCAUUUUGUUAGGGUUUACAAGUCUUGAAGCUCUUUUGGUGCAUAUAUUAGUAGGGUCAUUUUGGUCUUUUUUAUUAUGGUGACAUGAAACCUAGUAGUUGGGAAAUAGUCUCAUUAUUUUUUUGUUUCAUAUGUCCAUUCGGUUGGCUGGUUUUUAUUCAGGUGAUCGGCUAGCCUCCAUUUUGCUCCUUAGGGACAACUUUUAAUUUGGCUCAAUUGGUCGACUUAAAGGCUUAAAUUUUAUCUCUAAUCUUUCUUGAAUGGAAUGAAUUUGUAAGAAAAGAGUAAUAUUUACAUAAUUUUUUUUGUCUAAUUUAAUGCUAUUUAAGGCAUA